Messenger RNA from Lethenteron reissneri (Far Eastern brook lamprey), 5711 nucleotides. It is a transcript of the gene PTPN9, whose product is annotated as protein tyrosine phosphatase non-receptor type 9. Lineage: Eukaryota; Metazoa; Chordata; Hyperoartia; Petromyzontiformes; Petromyzontidae. Gene Ontology annotation, molecular function: cysteine-type endopeptidase activity; protein tyrosine phosphatase activity. Gene Ontology annotation, biological process: proteolysis; protein dephosphorylation. The record is from RefSeq and is a predicted model, not a curated record.
UCGACCCCCUCGCUUCCCCCCUCCCACUCUUCGUGUCUCUAGCUGCCCCUGGCUGCCCCUCGCUGCCCUUCCCGCCCGUGAGGGUGUCCCAUGGAGCUGAGUGACGCGGCCGGGCUGGACGGCCUCUCCCCGGGAGUCGCUGCGCGGCUCUGCGCGCUCCUCGACGCGAACGGGGGCCGGGGCUGGCGAGGCCUCGCCCGCGCUCACAGCCUCCGGGAGGACGAACUGGAGAUCGGCGAGCCGGGCCCCUCGGCGCGCCUCCUGUCGGCUCUGGGGGCCCGCGGGGUGCGGGUGUCCGAUCUGGCACGGGCCCUGGGGGCCCUGGGGGCCAUGGGACACGACGACGCGGCCAGGGCCCUCGGGCAGGAACCGGUGUUUGUGGAGUGGUGCUCGGAGUCACAGCAGGCCUGGCGGGGAGAGUCCGUCACUCUGGGGUGCCUUGCACGUGGCAACCCUCCACCACGGUUCACCUGGUUCCACGGCAAACACGAGAUCCCGGACGCCGUGGGCCCUGAGCUGCUGCUGGCGUCCGUGUUGCCGCGUGACGCCGGUCACUACACAUGCCGCGUUCACAACGAAGUCAGCUACGGCUUCACCGACUGGAUCAGGCUGAGGGUGCUGGGCGACCAAACGACGCCAGGUCAUUGCCACGAGAAAAGACCUGGUCCUGUGGAGCACUCGGAGGCCACGGGGGCCACGCAGGCCUGGGGUCCCCAGAGCCCCUCACAGUCGCCCUUCUUACCCCUCGAUGCGGAGUCAAGUUCCUUCCAGACCACGUUUUAUGCAACGGAGAAGGUGGCGCUGGUGAUCGGCAACUUGAGUUACCGAAACCACACCGCCCUCCGCGCCCCCCUGGUCGACGCCCGUGACCUCACGUCGUUGCUCCGCGUGCUCGACUUCCGGGUCGUGACCCUCAUUGACCUCGACCUCCAACACAUGCGGCUGGCCGUGGCGCGAUUCCUUGAGCUGCUGGACGAGGGCGUGUACGGUCUGCUCUACUUCGCGGGUCACGGCUUUGAGAACUAUGGGCAGAGCUAUCUGGUCCCCGUGGAUGCGCCGAGGCCCUACCUAAGCGAGCACGCGCUCAGCGCUACCACCAUCCUGCGGGGCAUGCAGGCCCGGCGCACCGGCCUCAACGUGCUGCUGCUCGACAUGUGCCGCAAGCGCAACGUGCAUGAGUGCACGGUGCCACCCGUGGAGACACUGGAGGUGACGGCCAACAUCGUGUUUGGAUACGCCACCUGCCAGGAUGCAGAGGCCUACGAGCUGGACGUGGGUCCAGGGGAGAAGGCCGGCGUGGCAAAUGGCCUCUUCAUGCGCUUCCUCAAGGAGCGGCUGCUGGAGGACCGCAAGGUGACGGCGAUGCUGGAUAGCGUCGCCGAAGACAUGGGCCGCUGUAACCUGGCACGCGGGAGGCAGGCGCUGGAGAUCCGGAGCAGCUUGUCUGAGCGGCGUGCCCUCACCGACCCCCGCAGACCUGCCCAGGGCUUCCCUGCGCGCUCCAUCUACCAACGCUGGGCGCAGGCGCACGAGCUACCCCCCAACCGCACGCGCGAGUUUGACUCGGGCUGCCUUGUGCACCUGGGCUUUGCUGCCGAGUUCUCCAACGUACUGAUGAUCUACGCACGCGUCCUGGAGCGCGGCGCCGGCGUGGUCUCGUGCCGCGCAUAUGUCACCGACCUGCCGGACGAGCUGGAAGUGGAUGCUAAGAUAAGCAAUCUGAGUAGCCUGGAGGUGUCCGGCAGCGAGGGAUCGGUACCUCACCGCCCGGCAGAGCCGUGCUUCUCCACACGUGUCACAGGACUGCAGCACCUGCGGGCUACCAAGCAGUUCCUGGAGGAGGUGAACCGCUGGCGCGAGCAGAAUGGCGCUGCCCCCGUGUGCUGGGCCACAGCCGUCAAGUUCCUGGCCGCUCGCAAGUUUCACACGCAGCGUGCCAUCGAGCUCUUUCACGCCUACCGGCUGACACGCAUCCGGGAGGGCAUCUAUGGGUUGCGGCCUGACGAAGAGCCCCUCCGCUCGGAGCUCUCCUCCGGAAAGUUCACAAUCCUGAGUGGCCGGGACCCUGGGGGGGCGGCGCUGGCACUUUUCACGGCAAGGUUGCACGAGCCGGCGCGCGCGGCGCACACCGUCGUGCUGCAGGCUGUGCUGUACCAGCUCGACCGCGCCGUGGAGAGCCGUGACACCCAGAGGAACGGCCUGGUGUUUGUGUAUGACAUGACGGACUCCACCUACCGCAACUUUGACUACGAGCUCUGCGUCAAGAUGCUUAACCUACUCAAGGGUGCGUUUCCCGCGCGGCUGAAGCGUGUGCUCAUCGUGUCAUCUCCCAUCUGGUUCCGUGCUCCCUUCACCGUCCUGCGUCUCUUCGUGCGGGAGAAGCUUCGUGACCGAGUGUGCACCGUGCGCCUGUCGGAGCUGCAAGCAUUUGUUCCCUGCGCAUCGCUGCCAUCCCAGCUGGGGGGCUCGCUCCCACUUGACCACACUGGGUGGCUGCAGGCCUGCGCCUCGUCCAACUCUGCGUCCACCACUGGCUACACCAGCAUGGACGACCUCCUCUUUCUGCCAUCCAUCUCUAACAACGCUCCGCUCAGCCCCUGCAACAACCAGCGCCAGCCCAACGGCGCGCAGCCGGGUAGCGGUGGCGGUGGUGGCGGCACAGGCAACAACAACGCGGAUGGGGAGGAAGGCUGGCUGCAUGGUGGCAUUGGUCCGGGCCGCACCCUGGAGGAGCUGGUGUACCACCUGAAGGCCGUGAGGAAGCGCGGCAUCUACAGCGAGUACGAGGAGAUUGCGCGUCAGCCGCCCACCGGGACCUUCCACUGCUCAAAGCUGCCGUACAACUUUGGCAAGAACCGCUAUACAGACGUCUUGUGCCUUGACCAGUCGCGCGUCAAGUUGGGCUCCUCUGGGAAUGACGAGAAGAUGGACUACAUCAACGCCAGCUUCAUGGAUGGUUACAAGCAGCACAACGCGUACAUCGCCACGCAGGGCCCCAUCCCGCAGACCUUUGUUGAUUUCUGGAGGAUGGUGUGGGAGCAGAGAGUGCAGGUGAUCGUCAUGACCACGCGGGUGGUGGAGAGGGGCCGCGUGAAGUGUGGCCAGUACUGGCCUCUGGAUGCUACAAGCAGCUGCACGUUCGGCCCUUUCACGGUCACCAGCCUGCAUCUGGAAAAGUUCCAGGACUACAACCUGACCACACUUGAAGUCCACAACAUGCAGACGGGAGAGACCCGCGAGGUCGCGCACUACCAAUACAUGAGCUGGCCGGACUUCGGGGUUCCUCGAUCGGCGCUCGGCAUGCUUGACUUCCUGGCGCACGUGUCGCGGCACCAGGCGGCAGCGACGCAGGCACUGGGGGGUGAAUGGCGCGGGCACCCGGGGGGGCCACCCGUGGUCGUGCACUGCAGCGCCGGUAUCGGCCGCACCGGAACGUUCUGCACGCUGGACAUCUGCCUGGCAAGGUUGCGCGAGGUGGGCACAGUGGACGUGGCGGGCGCGGUGCGGCGCAUGCGCAGCCAGCGCGCGUUCUCCAUCCAGACAGCCGACCAGUAUUACUUCUGCCACACGGCACUCAUCGAGCACGCGCAGCGCGCCGGCCUGCUGCCCGCGCACGUAGAGUGGUCUCCCAGCGACAUCGACUCCGACAGUGACUAACCAGGAGCCCGGCCGCACCAACCAGACUCGCUCGGCGAAUGGACACGCACGCACGGCCCGGUGCGGCGCCGCGGCCUCCAUGUGACGGGAGGCAGCGCCGCCGCAGACGCAGGCCCCGCCGCUCGGGCGAGCACAGCCCACAUCGUCUGCAUUGUGUCUCGUGUAUAAACGCAACAAAACCCGGGUCACACGUAUACUUUUGCCUUUUUAUUAUGUGCCUUUGAAUCCUUUAACGCAGUCUUGCAAUCAUACUGAUGGGCGGAGGUUGGUUCUGGUUAUAUUUCCCAGUAUGUAAAUACUGUGUACGAUAUAUGUGUGUAUACAUAUGUGUACGGUGGUUGGACUGUGAUCAUGUGAGUGUUCUGAAUGCAAAGAGUUCAUGCAUUGUACUCGUGGGUGGGGUAGGUCAAAACUGGGGACAGUGUGGGUUGGCGGAGGGAGGGGGUAGCGUGUGAAAGUGACUAGACAAUACUUGUGCGUAUCUGCUCCCAGGAAUCCUACACGUGUCUGUGUGACUGUCGCGAUUCGGGGUCGAUUCCUACAGAACGGGGAAAGUCUGUGGGGUCUGUUCGCUCCUCGUGUCGUCCAGUGGGGAAGUUGGUAGUGGCCGUAUGAAGAGAAGGGCCACGGCCGGCACCGACCCGUGACGACAUUCUGUGUUGCCAAUCGGUAGAGGUUGCGUGUUUUGUAACCGGGCGGCAUGUGUUUGUGAGCGUGGGUCUGUGCCGGAGACGGCGCCGGUUCUCGCUGGGCCUUGUCGCUUGACGGAGUCCAGGGCGCCCACUCUUUUGUCUGCUGGCUGCUCAAGAAGGGAGUGGUGUUGAGACAAGCGUGAAGGCCUUUUUUACAGUAACUAAUUUCUUUUGUAUUUUCGUCGUGUACUCAAUAGACGUCUGUGCAUUUACAUAUUUAGAAAGUAUAAUCUCUAUACUGUUGCGUACUAUGGUAGUCGCUGAAGGUACCUUAACAGGAAGAAAUCCGGUAAUUGAUAAAGAUUGUUCACAACAAGACUUUAGUUGUAAGCCUUUUAUUUAUUGCUACUUAUAAUAAUAAUAAAACGUAUACUCUGGCAUUCCGCAGUCGCGUAUGCACAUUAAAGGGAUUUCCAGCCGGGUUGCUCAGUGGUGGAGCGAGUGGCUUGUAAUUUGAAGGCUAAUGAGUUCAAACCUCAGGGGGGAGACUUGCCCAUCAUCCCUCUGGGGUUGAUAGACUUAGUCCACUUUGUCAGGAUUCAACAGGUGGUUGGCCUAUAAAGCAACUCGCCCCAUUUGAGCAGAAACUCAUUUUGUUGAAAGCAUCACACUGCAAUGUCUUAAGUGAGAACAGUCUAAAGGCUCGGGAAGGUCCUGCUACAUUGAGAUGUUUGGCUAAUACAGCGUACAUGUUUUGGCUAUGGGUGGAACCUGAAACCAAUGUAAAACAGGGGCAGAACGUGCAUCGCACAGAAAGGUGCCAAAAUCAAACCCAGGUCAUUCUGACUCUCAAGUGUUGCCAGUAUACCACCAUGAGGCUGAAGUUGGUGUCUUAUUUGCAGCCCAAUUUUAAAUAAGUAGCUGGGGAUUUCACUGGUGAAAUGGCCUUGGGCGAUGAAUUUCAAAGUGGACAUCUCAAGAAGAGAACCCCUCUGCGAGCACCAAUCAGAUUUGGCACGGCCCAACGUGGAUAUCGGUCUCGCAAGGGGUGCCAAUUGUGGAAUGGGCAAGGACCGUUUUCUAGAUUUUGUACCGCUGGCGUUUCACAGAGUUGACACGUUAUUCCCCAUGCCUUGCCGCCAUCGCUGUCCUUAAAUGCGAAACACGAAUGCAUUCCAUAUCGUUCUAUAUUUGUUCGAAUUGUGAAAAUAACCAACUCCUUACAGAAACAAGUGUACACCGUCUACUAAAAUGUACUAUACAGCAUAUGUUACAUGGUUAAGACAGAUCAAUAUUUGUACAAAAUUCACAUCAACAUUUAGAAGUUGAUGUUUAUUCUGUGGCCCACAAAUACCGUGCAGCUCAUGUAGCAUAAGAAUACUUACUGUGACUACUUAAAUAAAGGUGUCUACAUUACUUGUA